Vigna umbellata (rice bean) is the source of this 1119-nucleotide messenger RNA. NCBI's taxonomy places the organism in Eukaryota, Viridiplantae, Streptophyta, Magnoliopsida, Fabales, Fabaceae. The record is from RefSeq and is a predicted model, not a curated record.
AUGUGGGAUCUCUAGCAUAAUUUUUCUAUAACUCUUUAAUAAUAAACAAAUUAGCCUUCUAAGUUUUUGAGUUAGGAAUGUUUAACCUGAAGUAGGAAAGGAGGGAAAGGCUAAGUUGAGUGGAAAUCUAGUUGGAGAAAGGGUACCCAAAAUACCACCAUGGGUUGAUGUUUAGGUGGUUGGUUGUGAAGACCUUAAUGAUUGUACAAAUCCUAAGCUUUGUUGUUAUUCCCUUUCUCCUCAAUUACUAUUUGGCUUGGAUUCAAAUCAUCAUGAUUUUAAUUCUUCAGUGUGAUUUUUCAUAUGCAAGCAAGUGCACAUCAUAUGCUCUCUCUCUAAUUAUUUUUACUUUCAGUUGGGUGCAGCAGAUUAUAUUGCAGUUGCCGAAAACUUUCACACUGUGUUCAUAUCUGAUAUUCCAGUAAUGAGUAUGCGCAUCCGUGACAAGGCACGGAGAUUUAUUACCCUUAUUGAUGAGUUAUACAAUCAUCAUUGCUGCCUAUGUUGUUUGGCAUCCUCUUCAAUUGAUGAAUUAUUUCAAGGAACUGAGGAGGGCACACUUUUUGACCUGGAAAGUUUCCAGUUCGAAACAGAGAUUGAUGGUGGGAAACUUCGUCGCAAUGUCUUGGCAGAAGGCAGGGUGAGCUCAGCAGGUGCCCCUUCUAGUAUCACAUCCAUACUAUCUGGUCAAGAAGAGUUGUUUGCUUUUCACAGAGCUGUCUCACGCCUGAUUGAAAUGCAAACUCCAUUAUACUUGGAUGGAGUAAGUGAUUUCCACCCCUAUUUUCAGAGGCAAUAUAAACAGUCACAACAAUUGUGACAGCCUAUAUUUUGAUUCGUUAACCUGAAGUUUUUAUUUUUUCUUUUUUAAUUUCCUUGUUCUGCCUGAAACUGUUGUCUGAUGUUAAAUUGACUUUAUAUAUUAGGUAUAAUAAUCUGUGAACAUUGGUGCAGUAGUAAGCAUCAUAGACUUGAGUGAUCAAAUUACAUGUUUAUUCUUUAGUCCUUACAAAUAAGGGAGGAAAAAGGUUACCUCCUACGUGGCAAUCAACCCCCUCAGUGAACAAAAUUUUCUGUAUCUAUUUUAAUAUAAUAUAUUUGAACAUGAUUUCGGAGGAA